CGCAUGCGUUCAGCUGACAAAGGGCUCCGGGGGCUUGGCGGGCAGCAGCUUGUUUUGAUUAUACAAGGACACACAGACACACACAGUUCGAGUCAAGAUGGAUUUGGUCAAUGGAAGAUACCAGUGAGUCGGUUGCUGGUUUAAACUUUCAGCAGCCCAAAAGGGGUGAGUUGGGAUCGAUCCUGAGUAUUGAUAAAUGACUCUCACAAGUGUUCAGCAACUGGAACAAGUUUGCAGGAAGAGAAGAGAGGAGAGGUUAGAAAUGACAAAGAAUUUGUGUAUGAGAAUUUCAAAUACAACGACGCGUCAGUUUUGCUGUCUCUGUCCAGAUAUUUAAGGAUUAACCAGAUAUUUCUUCAGAGGUCCUCCGUUGGCCUGGGUCCACCGUAGAUGUUGCAACCCAGCUGUCACACGAUACACAAGCCGGGGCAGUUCGAUAUGGAGAGCAGGCUGUUGCCGAUGUAGCAGGCUCCCCUUCUCCACAGAGCCGAUGAACCCAAAGGAACGACGGAGAGCGAUACAGUUUGGCAGUGGAUGCGUCACAGGAGUUGCCAGUCACCAUUGAACUCCAACUAGUACUGCCUGAGGAACUCCAGCUCCAGAUUUUUCCUCGUGGUUUAUUUCUGAAGCCUUCCCCGUGGAAGGAGGUGGACGUUUUGAGACCAGUUUUCUUUCUCGAUGAGUUUCCAACCACAGUUUGACGAGCCCCAUCUGCCCAUAGAGACGGGUUUUAAGGAGCCAGUAACUUGCCUUUGUCCCUUCUGCUGUCAGUAGAAACAGCUCCACUCUCUACGUCUGAAAUCUGACAUGAUGAAUUGCCAGAGAAUUAAUAACAAGGAGACAUAAUUCAGCUUCUGUCAGUGUGGGAAGAGAUUCACUCACUCUGCCGACCUGCAGACACACCAAUAAAUUCAUAAGGGAGAGAAACCAUUCAACUGUUCUGUGUGUGGGAAAAGAUUCACUCGACCACCUGAUUGGCUGACACACCAGCAAUUUCACACUCAGGAGAAGCCAUUCAUCUCCUCCGAAUCCAGGAAGGAGUUCACUCAGUCAUCCUACUUACAGACACACCAGUCAGUUCACAGUGGGGAGAUACCAUUGACCUGCUCAGACUGUGGGAAAGGAUUCACUCACUCAUUCCACCUACAGACACACCAGUCGGUUCACACUAGGGAGAUGCCGUUUAUCUGCUCAGACUGUGGGAAGGAAUUUCCUCAGCCAUCUCAACUGAAGGUACAUCAGCGAGUUCACACUGGGGAGAGGCCAUUCAUUUGCUCUAAAUGUGGAAAGGGAUUCACUCAGUCAUCCCACCUACAGACACACCAGUCGGUUCACACUAGGGAGAUACCGUUUAUCUGCUCAGACUGUGGGAAGGGAUUUUCUCGGUCAUCUCAACUGAAGGUACAUCAGCGAGUUCACACUGGGGAGAGGCCAUUCACUUGCUCUGAAUGUGGGAGGGGAUUCACUCAGUCAUCCCACCUACAGACACACCAGCGAGUUCAUGCAGGGGAGAGGCCGUUCACCUGUUCUGUGUGUGGGAAGAGAUUCACUCAGUCAUCCCACCUACAAACACAUCAGUCAGUUCACACUGGGGAGAAACCAUUCACAUGCUCAGACUGUGGGAAGGGAUUUUCUCGGUCAUCUCAACUGAAACUACAUCAGCGAGUUCACACUGGGGAGAAGCCAUUCACCUGCUCAGACUGUGGGAAGGGAUUCACUCAGUCAUCCCACCUACAAAUACAUCAGCGAGUUCACACUGGAGAGAGGCCUUUUACUUGUUCAGAAUGUGGGAAGGGAUUCACUCAGCUGUGCAAUCUCCAUGCACACCAUUUAGUUCAUACUGGGGAGAAACCAUUCACCUGCUCAGACUGUGGGAAGGGAUUUACUCAAUCAUCUCUACUACUGGCACACAAGUCAGUUCACACCGGGGAAAGUCCAUUCACCUGCUCUGAAUGUGGGAAGGGAUUCACUCAGUCAUCUAACCUACAAACACACCAGCGAGUUCACACGGGAGAGAGGCCUUUCAGCUGUUCUGUGUGUGGAAAGAAAUUCACUCAGUUAUGCAACCUGCAGACACACCAGUCAGUUCACACUGGGGAGAGGCCAUUCAUCUGCUCAGACUGUGGGAAGGGAUUCCUUCGGUCAUUUCAACUGACGGCACAUCAGCGAGUUCACACUGGUGAGAGGCCAUUCGCUUGCUCUGAAUGUGGGAAGGGAUUCACUCUUUCAAUUCAUCUGAAGGAACAUCAUAAAGUUCACACAGGAGAGAUGCCAUUCACCUGCUCAGACUGUGGGAAGAGAUUCACUCGGUCAUCCCACCUGCAGGCACACCAGCGAGUUCACACUGGGGAGAGACCGUUCACCUGCUCAGACUGUGGGAGGGGAUUCAUUCGGUCAUCUCAACUGAACGAACAUCAGCGAGUUCACACUGGAGAGAGGCCGUUCACCUGUUCUGAAUGUGGAAAGGGAUUUACUCGGUUAUCCCACCUGCAGACACACCAGCGAGUUCACACUGGGGAGAAGCCAUUCAUCUGCUCAGACUGUGGGAAGGGAUUUUCUCAGUCAUCUCAACUGAAUGAACACCAGCGAGUUCACACUGGGGAGAGACCGUUCACCUGCUCUGACUGUGGAAAAGGAUUCAUUCAGUCAUCUCACCUACAGACACACCAGUCAGUUCACACUGGGGAGAAGCCAUUCAUCUGCUCAGACUGUGGGAAGGGAUUUUCUCAGUCAUCUCAACUGAAGGAACCAGCACCAAUGACAGAAGAUGUACUAGAAGAACAAUCAGAGGUAUUAGCCAAACUGGGAACUUCAGCUGAAGGAGCACAUCUGCGUGCUAGAAUGCAGAGUGCUUGUUUGUUGUCAGACAUGGAAUCCUUCAAGGCUGCAAAUCCAGGCUGUUGUUUGGAAGAUUUUGUGAGGUGGUACUCUCCACGUGAUUAUGUUGAAGAAGAAUUCACUGAUGAAGUAGGUGACAAGGUUCUCAGGGGAGAGUUGAGUGCCAGAAUGAAAAUCCCUGGUAACAAGUGGGUGGAAGUAUGGGAAACAGCAAAGCCAACUCCUGCUCGACGACAAAGGCGUCUUUUUGAUGACACAAGGGAGGCUGAGAAGGUCCUUCACUAUUUAGUUGGUUUGAAGCCUGCAGAUUUGACUAGACACUUACUGCCUUGUGUCUUGCAUGCAGCACUGCUGAAGAUUAAGGAUGAAGGAAAUAAUUAGUCAAAUAAUAUCUGCAGAAGCUAUUAUUGCAAGAUCACGAUCACUCCAAGCCAAGUUUGGAAUUAAGAAACACGAAAAGGACGAUGAACAUGUGGAAUUGGCAAGGUUUGUGAGCUGUCUUUUAGACCAGCCAGAAGUGCUUGUAAAUGGAGCAGGAGGAGGGCCUACAGGGAACACCAUUUACAAACUAUUUGUUAAUGCACAGAGGCUUUCUGAAUCUACUGAAGAGGCUCCAACUCUGAGUCCAGUUGAUGAUGAACCCGUAAAGCAAAGUUCUACUGAUGAGCACAAAUCAAGCCCAGGAGCAGCAUCAGAAUUUCCUCUGCCAACUGGACGAGAAAUAAUUCUUCGGACAACUGUGCCUCGCCCUGCUCCAUACUCAAGGUCUUUACCACAACGCAUGUACUGUGUUUUGUUAAAAGAUGAAUUCCGUCUAGCUGGUGCGUUUUCAUCCGACACGUCAUUCUUCUGAUAUAGAUAAUUUAAUUAAAAUAUGAUCAUUCACAACUACUUUGGUGUCGUUCCUACAUUUUACACACUUUAGUAAAUAAACAUGCUUUAGCUGAAGUUGCUAAGUUUCUCAAAGUUAAUCUAGUACUUCAUUAAUAUUCAAGGACAUGCACACUAGCAGUGAUUCUGGUAGAAUUUCACAAUAGAAAGAACUUGACAAAAGCAGAAGUGUUUGAACAAUGUUUCAAAACAAAAGUAACUGUAGUUAUAUAUGAUCAAAUGUAAAAUGUUACUUAUAAACUUAACUCUGUAUUGAAUAUGUCUGACAGUCAUUACUUCAUUGAAUGGUCUGCUGAGUGCAGGACAGAACUUACUGCAGUCCUGGAGAGAGUUUGGAAUGGCCACAAAAGAUCCCAGCUUGUACCUUGUAUUCAACAGUAGUAUAAGUUUUCUGGUGUAGGUGCUUUAAAAUAUUUUUAUUGCAUCAAUAAAUCAUACAAAUUACGAAUAGUAUUGUAGUCAAAAAUGUGGUUACAAUUCAGUAAUAGCAAAAAUGUAUUACCUCUGCAGAGCAGAAUUAUUUGUUAUUUUAAUUUACAAAAACAAUGUUUGUUCAACAAUUGAGCCCAAGUUGAGGCUCAGACCACCUUUAGUUUGAUGAAAAGUAAACCUCUACCUGCAUCCACAGCAAGAACACACAAAAGAAGGUAAGUUGCAGUGAAUUUUUGGCUACUCAGACUCUGUUUAACCAUGUGUAAUCACAAUGCAUUUUUUAUCCUUUGGAAUAUUCAUGUUGCUCACAAGGAAUUUGUUCUCUUUCACAAUAUUGUGUAUAAAAUGAUGAGAGGCAUUGAUCGUGUAAAGGAUGACUGGAGACUUAUCCUGAUUGCAGAGGCUUUAAUAAAGAUGG
Molecule: messenger RNA, 4579 nt
Organism: Mobula hypostoma (lesser devil ray)
Lineage: Eukaryota; Metazoa; Chordata; Chondrichthyes; Myliobatiformes; Myliobatidae
Product: oocyte zinc finger protein XlCOF6-like
Exons: 10
Coding region: 1177-3219 (680 amino acids)
Biological process (GO): embryo development; regulation of transcription by RNA polymerase II; urogenital system development
Cellular component (GO): nucleus
Molecular function (GO): DNA-binding transcription factor activity, RNA polymerase II-specific; RNA polymerase II transcription regulatory region sequence-specific DNA binding
Source: RefSeq, a predicted model, not a curated record